AUGAACGAAUCAGAAACAAUGGAGAAUAAAAGGAAUGUGACUGAAUUCAUUUUAAUAGGUCUUACACAGAACCCCCAAAUGCAGAAAGUGGUGUUUCCGGUAUUUUUGGUUCUAUACGUGGUAACGGUCUUGGGCAACCUGCUCAUUGUGGUUACCAUCACCACCAGCCGGGCUCUGAACGCCCCCAUGUACUUCUUCCUGACCCACCUGUCCCUGAUAGACACAAUUUAUUCUUCUUCUUCAGCUCCUAAGCUGAUUGUGGACUCUCUUCACGAGAAGAAAAUUAUCUCCUUCAAUGGAUGUAUGGCUCAAGUCUAUGCAGAACACAUUUUUGGUGCUGCUGAGAUCAUCCUGCUGACAGUGAUGGCCUACGACCGCUAUGUGGCCAUCUGCAAACCUCUGCACUACACGGCCAUCAUGAGCCAACAGGUGUGUGGCCUCCUUGUGGGAGUGGCCUGGGCUGGAGGAUUUCUCCACGCAACUGUUCAGAUCCUCUUCCUCGUCUGGCUGCCCUUCUGUGGCCCCAAUGUCAUAGAUCAUUUCAUGUGUGACUUGUAUCCUUUGUUGAAACUUGUCUGCAUGGACACUCAUACCCUCGGUCUCUUUGUUGCUGCCAACAGUGGGUUCAUCUGCUUAUUUACCUUCCUCCUCUUGAUCAUGUCCUAUGUGGUCAUCUUGCGCUCCCUAAGGACUUACAGCCUGGAGGGGAGGCACAAAGCCCUCUCCACCUGUGUGGCUCACAUCACGGUGGUCAUCUUGUCCUUUGUGCCCUGCAUGUUUGUGUAUCUCCGCCCAGUAACCACGCUGCCCAUUGAUAAAGCUGUGGCUGUGUUUUACACUAUGGUGGCCCCUAUGUUAAAUCCCUUAAUCUACACCCUCAGAAAUGCUGAUGUAAAAAAUGCUAUGAGGAAGCUGUGGAGGAAAAAAGUGACUUCCAAUAAUGAUUAA
Molecule: messenger RNA, 948 nt
Organism: Rhinolophus ferrumequinum (greater horseshoe bat)
Lineage: Eukaryota; Metazoa; Chordata; Mammalia; Chiroptera; Rhinolophidae
Product: olfactory receptor 4C12
Exons: 2
Coding region: 1-948 (315 amino acids)
Biological process (GO): G protein-coupled receptor signaling pathway
Cellular component (GO): membrane
Molecular function (GO): G protein-coupled receptor activity; olfactory receptor activity
Source: RefSeq, a predicted model, not a curated record